Molecule: messenger RNA, 1233 nt
Organism: Trypanosoma rangeli
Lineage: Eukaryota; Euglenozoa; Kinetoplastea; Trypanosomatida; Trypanosomatidae
Product: putative solute carrier family 35 member F6-like isoform X1
Exons: 1
Coding region: 1-1233 (410 amino acids)
Cellular component (GO): membrane; intracellular membrane-bounded organelle
Source: RefSeq, a predicted model, not a curated record
AUGCCACAACUGGUCUUUUUUGCUUUACUUAGCGCAGCAUACAUUUUUUGGGGGACGCUGCAGACGCUCAGCAUUAAGUGGGCAGAUGUGCUCACGGCAACCGAUCGUUUUCAGGACUAUAAAUAUGGUUUUGCACACCCUUUUGUUCAGGCGUUCAUCAUGUUUGUGUCAGAGGGCCUCUCCUUGGUCGUGCUUGGCGUUCUGAUACUGGUGAAACGAUAUGUGCGCCGGCAAAAAAUUGUCAGGGGGGAUGACGUUGCUUUGCCGUGCAAUCCUAUCGUGUGGAUGCUUCCUGCAGGAGCAGACCUUGGCGCGUCUAUCUUGCAGAACAUGGGUCUGAUGUUAACGUACGCCUCUGUGUAUCAAAUGUUGCGUGGCGCAGUGCUGCUCUUUGUGGGGCUGCUGUCGCGCAUUUGGUUGGGACGACGGUUUACACGCGUGGAGUGCGUUGGAAUGUUUAUUGUGGCUGUUGGUCUCACACUUGUUGGACUCAGCUCCGUUUUGGGUCGCUUUUCGUCAGGGACGAGUAACGCCAAUCGGAGUCCCUUUCUUGGGAGCGUGCUAAUUGUGUUGGCGCAGGUGUUACACGCCUAUCAAGGUGUUUGUGAGGAGCGCCUUGUGAAGUUGUACCGCGUCCCCCCAUUGCAGAUGGUGGGUACAGAGGGAUUCUAUGGAGUGGGAAUGAUCCUUAUGCUUUUGGCGGUUUUUCAGCUAUUUCCUUUCUCCCCAUUUCAACAUAACAUUGUUGGUCCCAUCGACAGUGACACUCAGCACAACAUGGAACACGCACGUGUUCCAUUUGACGAUGUUAUUCUCGCCUUUGAUCAAAUGUGGCUAAGUCGUUCCUGCUUGCUCUCAAUGCUGGCGUACAUUUUGGGAGGGUUUUUUUACAAUACAUGUCAAAUGACAAUUAUUAGGCAUUUUUCGGCUACGAAUUGUGUCAUGGUGGGGUCCUUGCGUAAUAUUGCCGUGUGGGUGGUGGCUCUUUCCCUUUCCAGAAUAUUUGAUGAACACUUUAAUGUGGUGGAGUUGGCUGGUUUUUUAUUUCUUGUUGCAGGAAAUGUUGUGUUCCAGAAUGUCAUUCCAGAUCACUGGUGGCAUAAAUGCUACGAAGUUGUGCUUGGCCAGCGUGAGGGACAAGGUGAGCAUGAACGUACAGAGGAUGUUUUAGAGGUUGCACAGGAAGGUGAUGUGCUUUCCCCGCAUACCAUUCGGCAUGCUGCCAAUGCGUAA